Molecule: messenger RNA, 4086 nt
Organism: Pyrgilauda ruficollis (rufous-necked snowfinch)
Lineage: Eukaryota; Metazoa; Chordata; Aves; Passeriformes; Passeridae
Gene: CEP85L
Product: centrosomal protein 85 like
Exons: 13
Coding region: 235-2592 (785 amino acids)
Cellular component (GO): centrosome
Source: RefSeq, a predicted model, not a curated record
GCAAUAGAGCAAGUUUUGUCUCCGGCGAGGGGCGGCCGGGUCCCACCGCGCUCGGCAGCGCCGGCAGCAUGGCCGCGGCGCCCCUGGGGCGGGCAGCAGCCCCCGUAGCGGCGGCAGCGCCCCGCUGAGCUCCCCGGGCAGCGGCAGCGGGAGCGGCCGCCUCCGCCGCCCAUCCGGGCCGCCAGCCCGCUCGCCGGAGAGCGGCGGUCCCCCGGCCCGGCCCGGCGCGGCACCAUGUGGGGCGGGCUGCACCCCCAGCCCGGCUUGCGCGGCUAUAAGGCGGGCUCGGAUUAUUCCUCCGUGGGAUGGUUACCUGGUACUGAAUCCCUGUGGCAGUCCUCAACGAUUUCGUCAAGCAAUCAAAACAAUCCUGUGAGAAGACACAGCAUAGCUUCUGACAGCGGGGACACUGGGAUUGGUACCUCCUGUUCUGACAGUGUGGAAGAUCAUUCAACUUCAAGUGGUACAUCAUCAUUUAAGCCCAGCCGAUCACUGGUUUCUAUUCCCACUGCCCAUGUGAUGCUGUCUAGUGCCAGCUCUUCACUUUCCAAACACAGGGAAGCUUUCAAGUCUGAUGGCUCAAAAUGGAGUACAAGCUUUGUACGGUCAGGAGGAGGCAGAAAUCAGGGAGCCCUGGACAAUUCUCUUGACAUGAAAGAUGCAAGACCUGUGAGAAAAUGGUCCUCCUUGUCUAAACUCAGCUCACCAAAUAAUUUCAGCCAAGAUGGAAGUAGUCAUUCGGUGGAAUACAGGGCUGGUACAGACAAAGCUGUGCCUCCUCAAUUAAGGACAAAUGGGCCAAGUUGUUUGCAUGACAGCAUGGAGCUGCUAAAAAUUGAGGACAAAGAAAUGGGGAAAAAACGAUCUUCUCUACUGGACUGCAAAUACAAAUUUGAAACGUGCAGCAAAGACGACUUUGUUUCAGAUUCCCCAAGUAGGAGACAUGCCUUAGACUUGACCUACAGUGCCUUACCUGAAAGCAAACCUGCGGCAGGCGGCUGCGAAGCUUUUGGCCAGAGAUACGCGACACUGGGACAGCAGGCUGUGAGCGGGGCUCCCAUACAGCCGGCAGUGAGGACUCAGAUGUGGCUCAAGGAGCAGCUACGGGCAAAUCCCCUGGACUGCAGGCCUGCUGAGGAGCCCUAUGGUGUGCCUGCGUGGCACAUGCAGCAGCUUGAAGACUUUAGAGUAGCAGGUGACCAGCCUGUGCAGGUUUCACCUGGAACAUCUCGUUCAAAUUACCCAGCUACAAGCUAUCAGGACUCCAGCAAUUGGGAAUCUCUAAUGAAAAUCAAAGAAGGGCUGCUGAGACAGAAGGAGUUUGUGAUUGAUAGGCAGAAUCAACAAAUUAACAGUUUACAUCAGAAGAUAAGGGAGAAUGAAAUACGAGCUCAACACGCUAGACUGAGCCAUCUUGUGAACUGCGAAGAGCCAUACCUGACUAAUUUACAGCAACCACAGUAUGAGAGCACAGCACUGCAACCUCACAUUUCAGAAAGAUCAGCAUCCCACCUCGAGGAGCUUGAGCGAAAGAUUGCAGCAGCUGAGAGCAAGGAAUUGCAACUCAGUGAAAUUGUGAAACAACUUUCAAACAAAUCUAGUGAGGAGAAAAAGAAGAUGGAGGAGAAACUUAAAACUAGAGACCGAUAUAUUAAUAGCCUGAAAAAGAAAUGCCAGAAAGAGACUGAGCAAAACAAAGAAAAGCAAAGACGAAUUGAAACAUUGGAAAAAUACCUGGCUGACCUUCCAACACUGGAUGAUAUAGAAGGGCAGACUAAACAGCUUCAAAUUCUAGAAGAGAAGAACAAGCAACUUCAAGAAACCAUGGCUGAGUUGGAAAAGAAGCUCGGAGAGGCCCGGUCACAGUGCAGAGAGAGAGAAUUACAGCUGGCAUCGCAGAAGAAAAAAGAAAAAGAGCUGGUCACAACAGUGCAGAGUUUACAACAGAAGGUAGAAAAAUGCCUGGAAGAUGGUGUUCGGCUUCCUAUGUUGGACACAAAACAGCUUCAGAGUGAGAAUGAAAGUCUCAAGGAGAAGAAUGAGAAAGCCAGUAAGAUUAUAGACAAUCAACAAAAUCAGAUAACUGGACUGAUUUUGGACAUGCAGUCUAUGCAAGAGAAGCUUUCACAAGAAAAGCUGAUAAUUCAGAAGAUGACAAAUGAACUUGAGGAAAAAGAAAGACAUAUAGAGCAGCUCAAUAAAACUCUCUCUGAAAACCAAAGACUGAUGGAAGAGAAUGCCUGCCUGAAGGAGCAGAUGAGGCUGGUGGAGCAGUCCAGGCAGCCAGUAUCUGAGAAGAUGCCUGUAGCAGACCAGUUGUUCAAGGAAAUGUCCCACUGCUUGUUUGACUUGAAAGCACUGUGCAGUAUUCUCACCCAGAGAGCUCAGGGCAAGGAGCCUAACCUUUCAUUACUGCUGGGAAUCAGAUCACUGAGCUGCUCAUCUGAAGAGAGUGAAAAUUACCACAGCACAGAGACCCUUUCGAAGAAGCUCUCGGACGUUUGCCAGCUGCGGAAGGAAAUUGAUGAGCUAAGGACGAUCAUGUCGGACCGUUACGCUCAGGACAUGGGGGACAACUGCAUCACUCAGUGACAGCACUCCGUCCUGUAGCGAAUGACUUGCUAGGUCCUGCUGUGUCACAGGUCUUUGCAUUUCCAUUAAGGAGCCAUAUGGGAAGGCUGCAAAUAGCACCAGACACGCAUCUCCGAGGGCUGUGUGUAAUGGAUCUCGGGAGUCUGGUGUGCAGGGGGCAGUCAUCGUGUGAACAGUGGUACAAACUGCAAGAAGUCUGUUCUCCAAACUACUGAAUGUAGGAACAAGCUGUGAAGAAUGAUUCAGUUGGACGCUCUGUUUCCUUCAUUUGGGCUCAUUUUAUUGCUUUGCCUAGGUUUUGGAUCCAGAGCUUUGGAACAGCCGUGCUGCUACAACUCUGUCCUUUCCUUCAUCAAGGGUUUGUGUGGCAUUAUCUGAGUUCAGAUCUUAGGGGAGAGGGUUCAAGAACCUAUGCAUGUGUAUGUCUGGCUGUACAUGAUGAAGCCAGAGGCUUCUGCCACUGCACUUCACUCUAAGAAUUGCAAUUAGAACAAUCUUGGAACACUCAAAAAAUAAUUGCUCUCCAAGUUGUCAAAAAUUAGGAUAUAAGAAAGAUGUUUUUAGUAAUGGAUGUCUACUUUGUUUGUCCAGUAGCAGAAAAAACCCAGGUUUAACUCCUUUGUGCAAAUGAGUCCCUAAAAUAUAGCUGUAUCAGAUAGUUUGAAAUACUCUCAUGCUGCUGUAAGAAGUUUCAAUCGUUCAAAGUCUGUGACAAACCAGAGAAGCUGUAAGACAUAAAACUGCAGCAUAUUCCAUGGCUAUAAGAAAAAAAUCCCCAAAACAACCAGCAACUGUAUUUUAGUGUUUGUGCUUAUUUUUCCCCUUAGGUCCUUUCAAUUUCCAAAUGUUGCUGUAUUUUGUUCCUGAAGGUCUCUCAUAAAGGUUGUGCACCACCUCAGCCAUUUUUAGCACGACUACAAAAAGGGUGUUUGACUCUUGGCAAAAUUAAGGCUCAAAACAGAAUGUUUCCAGUUAGCAGUACAAAAUACUUGGUUAUCUGAGGACUGAAAAAUUUUCCACAUUGUUUGGAAAGUCUUGAUUUCUCCAUUUUUGUAGGAAGCAGUUACAUAAAAUAGUAAGCUCAUGUUCCAUAGCUUAUUCAAUGAGUGUCACUUGGCAGUGCUCUUUAACUGCCAUGGAACAGAUGAUGUUUCCAGGAACAUCACUGCAAGUUAGUUGCACAGUUAUGCAUGGUGGGAAAUAGUAUUUAACUGAAGGAAACAAAAACUUGCAAAGAGUAAAACCACUUUUAAAUCCCACUGUUAAGAAAAAAAUACAUGCAUCACUUACUUGUAUGGUAUUGCAAGAAGGUUUCGGAUCCUUAGGGUGCAAGUCAGUCAACUGAUCUGGAGUGGGGAUAACAGCAGAAAUCUCUUGGAAAGCUUAGCAAUUCAAACCAAGUUAAUUCUAGGGUAACAUUUUUAUGGCAAAAGUGAAUAUUUCAGUUUUCUGAUUUGGUGAUGUGUUGCUUUCUGUUCAUUGUUUAACAGUUAC